AAGAGCUUCCUUGUAUCAGUGGGGAUGAGCUUUCUGCUCCUACAGCUUCUCUUUCUGGGCAAUAUGUCCUACCUGUACGGGACGCAGUAUCGAGACAGCGAACGAAUCCAUCAAUUGAAGCUCCUGUACGUCGAUUUCGACGGCGACAUCAUCGGCCAAUCCGUCCUCGACGCAUACGGAGCCCUGCAGGGCGCGACCUUCCCUACUUUGCACCAGGCAUCCACCGAGGACUUUUCAUCUAGUCAGGAUGUGCGCAACGCCGUCUGCCACGGGGACUACUGGGGGGCUAUCUACGUCAACGCGGGGGCCGCCGCGCGGCUGGCAGCAUCACUGUCUGGGGACGCAGACAGCAGCAGCAGCAGCAGCAGCAGCAACACCACCACCGCAACCACCGCGCUGACCUACAUCUGGAACGGAGCACGGUACCCCGCGUUCGCGCAAAGCGCCGUCUACUCCAACCUCCGCACGCUGAUCGAAGCGACGCGGUCGACGUACUACGCGCGCAACGCGUCCAACGUCCUCCAAACCCUCCUCGCCUCCUCAGCAUCAACAUCAACCGCACUAACCGCCUUCCUCGACCCCAUCACCGCGACGGAACACAACAUCAAAGCCACCGCGCAAGGCGGGCGGGUCCUGUACAACACGGUCUCGAUCGUCAUGCCGAUCAUCCAGCAGUUCUUCUUCAUGAUGGCGCUGAACGGGCUGUCGGCGCAGUUCCAGCUGUUCACGCGGCUGACGCCGCGCGCCAACGGUCUGCUGCGGCUGUGCAUCUCGGGGUGCUACACCUUCGUGGGCGCCCUGUGCAUGGUGGGCUACAUCUGGGCCUUCCGCGAGUCGUGGGCCGUCUCGGCCGGCCAGUUCGUGCUCUGCUGGAUGGCCGUCUGGCUGUACAUGCACAUCAACUUCCAGAUCGUGGACGUGCUGACCACCUACGUGCCCAUGCAGUUCAUGCCCUUCUGCAUCCUGACCUGGGCGAUCCUCAACGUCGCCAGCACGGUCAGCCCUUUCGAGAUGCAGCCGGGCUUCUUCCGGUGGGCGUACGCCCUCCCCGCGCACGAGCUGUACCAGGUGCUCGUGCAGAUCUGGAGUGACGGGUGCGAGAAUCAGUUGCGCACCGCCUUGCCCGUCUUGUUCUCGUGGUGGGUCGUCGGGGCGGGGACGGCCAUCGUCGCGACGCAUCGGAGGUGUCGG
Aspergillus brunneoviolaceus CBS 621.78 is the source of this 1191-nucleotide messenger RNA. RefSeq names its product SNG1 family protein. The annotation marks the transcript as partial. Gene Ontology annotation, cellular component: membrane. The transcript has a single exon. The record is from RefSeq and is a predicted model, not a curated record. NCBI's taxonomy places the organism in Eukaryota, Fungi, Ascomycota, Eurotiomycetes, Eurotiales, Aspergillaceae.